GGCCUCUUAUCACUCAUGCUUCGGGGAUGCGGCGCGAGCCUGGCGCAGUCAGUCCGUUUCCAACGACCCCCUGGGCGGCUUGAGACCCGCGGAGCGAGGGUCCCUGUGCCUUGGCUCCCGGCCGUCCGUUUGUAACGUCUUUUCUCGCCUCGGCGCCGCGCACCCCCGCCCCGCAGGGAUUCGCUGCUUUUGUAUGUCUUUUGUAUGUGGCGGUUCCGAGCUUUGUCUCUGAACCCAGCGUUCCGAGUCGGGGCUUGUCACCUCCACCCUUGAAUUUGUUUUUCUUUUCAUUCUUUCUUUUUUUUAUUAUUAUUAUUAACUGCCAUUAUCACUGCCUCCGUGUGCGGUGUUCCUAUUUCACUUGACCUACUUAACGUAAAGGAGAGCUGAGGAGUGUGAGGUUUGAUUCUGGUUUGGUAUUUUAUGCAUGGGGUUUGUAAGGAAGGUGAAAACUGUCGCUACUCACAUGACCUCUCUGACAGUCCGUAUGGUGUAGUGUGCAAGUAUUUUCAAAGAGGGCACUGUAUUUAUGGAGACCGCUGCAGGUAUGAACACAGUAAGCCAUUGAAGCAAGAAGAAGUGACUGCUGCAGAUCUGAGUGCAAAACCAUCCCUUGCAGCUUCCUCCAGUGUCUCAUCUGGAGCUGGUUCACUUGCUGAAAUGAAUCCAGAAGAAGCUGAGUCAAGAAACCCAAAGCUCCCAACUAUCGGAGCAGGGUCAGAGGACUGGGUGAAUGCCAUUGAAUUUGUUCCUGGGCAGCCCUACUGUGGCCGUACUGCCCCUUCCUGCACUGAAGUACCCCUGCAGGGCUCUGUGGCCAAGGAAGAGUCGGAGAAGGAGCAAACCACGGUGGAGACAAAGAAACAGCUUUGCCCCUAUGCUGCAGUGGGAGAGUGUCGCUAUGGGGAAAACUGUGUGUAUCUCCAUGGAGACUCCUGUGACAUGUGUGGGCUGCAGGUCCUACACCCAAUGGAUGCGGCCCAGAGGUCACAGCACAUAAAAUCUUGUAUUGAGGCCCAUGAGAAGGACAUGGAGCUCUCUUUUGCCGUGCAGCGCAGUAAGGACAUGGUGUGCGGGAUCUGCAUGGAAGUGGUCUAUGAGAAAGCCAACCCCAGUGAGCGCCGUUUCGGGAUUCUCUCCAACUGCAACCACACCUACUGUCUCAAGUGUAUUCGCAAGUGGAGGAGUGCUAAGCAAUUUGAGAGCAAGAUCAUAAAGUCCUGCCCCGAAUGCCGGAUCACAUCUAACUUUGUCAUUCCAAGUGAGUACUGGGUGGAGGAGAAAGAAGAGAAGCAGAAACUCAUUCAGAAAUACAAGGAGGCAAUGAGCAACAAGGCGUGCAGGUAUUUUGAUGAAGGACGUGGGAGCUGCCCAUUUGGAGGGAACUGUUUUUACAAGCAUGCGUACCCUGAUGGCCGUAGAGAGGAGCCACAGAGACAGAAAGUGGGAACAUCAAGCAGAUACCGGGCCCAACGAAGGAACCACUUCUGGGAGCUCAUUGAGGAAAGAGAGAGCAGCAACCCCUUUGACCACGACGAAGAGGAGGUUGUCACCUUUGAGCUGGGCGAGAUGUUGCUUAUGCUUUUGGCUGCAGGUGGGGACGACGAGCUGACAGACUCUGAGGACGAGUGGGACUUGUUUCACGAUGAGCUGGAAGACUUUUAUGACUUGGACCUAUAGCAGCUUUGUGUGGCGUGUGAACUGGUCUGCGGAGCCUCAGACAGUAGCUGUCCCCUGUGCCGUGUGGCAGUGCGUGUGGCUCUUCUAGGCAGGCCUCUCAACUCCAGGUGCUGUCGUGAUCACUUACCCAGGGCCUGCUCCUCCACCCCCUCACCUUUCCCCAAGAGUGUGUUUUCUCUGUUUCAAAAAGUUACAAAAAUAAAUCUUAAAGUUAGUUUUUUUGUAACAUGAAUUUAACUGUCAGACAGUGUAGGAUUGUUGCGUCAUCUGUUUUCAGCCAGGUUGUGUUUUGUGGACUUUGCACACUCGUUUUGAGGACCCCAGGUUCAAAGGUAAAAAAGCACUGCUUAUGCUUUGGGGUCCAUAGAUAGGGGCAAUGGGAAAAGUGACCUAAGUAGGCAAGUCCACCCUCUGCACUAGAUGUAGAUGGUGGCCCCUCGAGGUCGGGGAGAUCUGCAGCUCUGGUUUUAGAUCUUCUCCCUAUCCUGUAAUCCCCACCACAUGUACUUGUC
Nannospalax galili (Upper Galilee mountains blind mole rat) is the source of this 2192-nucleotide messenger RNA. It is a transcript of the gene Mkrn1, whose product is annotated as makorin ring finger protein 1. The record is from RefSeq and is a predicted model, not a curated record. Gene Ontology annotation, biological process: protein polyubiquitination. The transcript has 8 exons. Bases 424 to 1680 code for a protein of 418 amino acids. NCBI's taxonomy places the organism in Eukaryota, Metazoa, Chordata, Mammalia, Rodentia, Spalacidae. Gene Ontology annotation, molecular function: metal ion binding; ubiquitin protein ligase activity.